Molecule: messenger RNA, 366 nt
Organism: Fusarium keratoplasticum
Lineage: Eukaryota; Fungi; Ascomycota; Sordariomycetes; Hypocreales; Nectriaceae
Product: Ribosomal-L30 domain-containing protein
Exons: 2
Coding region: 1-366 (121 amino acids)
Biological process (GO): translation
Cellular component (GO): large ribosomal subunit; mitochondrion
Molecular function (GO): structural constituent of ribosome
Source: RefSeq, a predicted model, not a curated record
AUGUCCUACUUCCGCAUCACCCUCCACCGAUCCGCCAUCGGCCUCCCCGAGCGGACACGCGGCGUCCUUGCGGCCCUGGGCCUGCGCCGCCGCAUGCAGACCGUCUUCCACCCGGUGCACCCCCAGUUCGCCGGUAUGAUCCUCAAGGUCAAGGAGCUGGUGCGCGUCCAGGAGGUGGACCGCCCGAUGAGCAAGCAGGAGCUCAAGGCGACGCGGACGCCGGACAAGGGGUUCUAUAUCGAGAAGGCUGUGCCGCGGAUCUCAAAUCUUGUGGUCAAGCUUGUUCGGUUCAUCCUGUACCUGGACGUGGAGAAACUGAAGCAAGCAGACAAGCUAGCAAAGGCAGUUAUCCCCCCUAAAGCGUAG